Messenger RNA from Guillardia theta CCMP2712, 1155 nucleotides. RefSeq lists its product as hypothetical. Bases 1 to 1155 code for a protein of 384 amino acids. Gene Ontology annotation, cellular component: cytoplasm. NCBI's taxonomy places the organism in Eukaryota, Cryptophyceae, Pyrenomonadales, Geminigeraceae. The record is from RefSeq and is a predicted model, not a curated record. The transcript has 17 exons.
AUGCUCGAGCACCAACGUGCCAUCUUGCCUCUUCAGCGAGCGAGAUCAGACAGAUGCAGCGGGGCAGCAAACAGACUUGAGUUGCUGAUGACGAUCGAGGCAGGGAAUGUGCGCAAAGUUCGACUAGGUGCUGGUACCCUCGAGGUCUCAGAGAUAGGAUGCGGCACCUUAGCAUGGGGAGAGACUGGAAUGGGCUUCGGCUCCUACUACACAGAGACGAUCCUGUCACAGGCGUUUAAGGAACUGGUUGAGGGAGGUGUGAACUUGAUCGACACCUCGGAAGUCUACGGACGCGCGUCGAUGAGGGAAGGUAGUAGCUCGGAGCAGCUGAUUGCCAAAUUCCGAGAUCAGCUUCCCGUCGAUGCUCCUCCUGUCGUCCUGAGCUCCAAGUUCUUCCCUGCUCCCUGGUCCAACACUUUGGUAGGAGGGGGAGUGAGGCUGGGGAGGAAAGCGGUUGUGGAAGCAAUUCGAGGGUCGAUCACGCGAUUGGGUUGCGGUCAGAUUGACUUAUAUCAGAUGCAGUUUCCCUUUCCUUACCUGGGAGGCCAGCAAGCUCUGCUCGAGGGGUUUGCCGAGGCUGUUGAUUUUGGACUUUGCAAAUCCGUUGGUGUCUGCAAUUUUGACGUCAACGAAAUUCAAGAAGCUCACGCGAUUCUCGCCAAGCAUGGAGUCCCUUUAGCGUCAAAUCAAGUUCGAGAAAUGGAGAUAUCCGUCCUAGCCUACGAGCCACUAGCAAAAGGUCUGUUGACCGGCAAAUUUCACGAGCAUCAGCACCAAGACGGACCGCAGCCGACGAGCAUGUUCUCUGACUCAGAGCUCCUCAUCUGCCGUCCCAUCAUGAACCUCCUGCGGCUGCUGGGGGCGUUCGAGGGAGGCAGGACGACAGCGCAGGUGGCUCUCAACUACAUCAUAUCCAAGGGCGCCAUCCCGAUUGUCGGGGUCAAGAACGUGGGGCAGGCGAGGGAGGUGAUGGGAGCGGCUGGAUGGAAUCUCAGCGACAACGACCUGAAGGUCUCGCAGAUCCUAGACGAGCGACUUGUGGAGAUGGACGCAGAGAUGCAGAGGCAGGACGUGCAGUCGACGUUUGGAGACAAGCGAGGAAGCUUCCUGGGGUGUCUCGAGGAGCUCAGGUUGGGGGAGAUCUUGUCAAAUUGA